GGGACGAAGACGCUGAGAGAGGGACGAAGACGCUGAGAGAGAGAGAGAGAGAGAGAGAGAGAGAGGGAGAGGGAAGGAGACGUUGGGUCAGAGCAGGUGCUUCUUGUGUACAACUCUCUCUGUUUGCUUUGGCUGUGGUGUCACUAUGGCUACUCGAAUUCAGUUUGAGAAUUCUUGUGAAGUUGGGGUAUUCUCAAAGUUGACAAAUGCAUAUUGUUUGGUGGCAAUUGGAGGAUCCGAAAAUUUCUAUAGCACAUUUGAAUCUGAGCUAGCAGAUGUCAUCCCUGUAGUAAAAACCUCCAUAGCAGGCACCCGAAUAAUCGGACGUCUAUGUGCUGGAAACAAGAAUGGGCUCCUCUUGCCCCACACUACCACUGACCAAGAGCUUCAACAUUUGAGGAAUAGUUUACCCGAUCAAGUGGUUGUUCAGCGCAUUGAAGAGAGACUAUCUGCUUUGGGAAAUUGCAUAGCUUGCAAUGAUCAUGUUGCUCUUACACAUACUGACCUGGAUAGGGAAACUGAGGAGCUGAUUGCAGAUGUUUUGGGAGUAGAAGUGUUCAGGCAGACGAUUGCUGGAAAUAUUCUUGUUGGUAGUUACUGUGCAUUCUCCAAUAGAGGUGGAUUGGUUCAUCCGCAUACAUCUAUCGAAGACCUUGAUGAACUGUCAACGCUCCUUCAAGUCCCUCUUGUUGCAGGAACCGUGAACAGGGGCAGUGAAGUCAUUGCUGCUGGAAUGACCGUUAAUGACUGGACAGCUUUCUGUGGGUCGGACACGACAGCGACGGAGCUCUCUGUCAUUGAAAGCGUUUUCAAAUUGAGAGAAGCUCAGCCAAGUGCAAUUGUUGAUGAGAUGAGGAAAUCAUUGAUUGACAGCUAUGUUUGAGUGCUUGCUCUUGGCCUUCUCAAUGGAAAAUAUAAUACCCAGGCCUAUCUUUAAAUUUCAAAAGCUUUUGGCACAGUAUAUAAAGCCUUUGUUUUCUUCAUUUUAAAACCUGAACUGAUGGCUCGGUUCGAACUCAUCUGACAGCCAGUCCAACCAGUUCAACCUGUGAUGUCAUCAUCAUGCCCUCAAUAGUGAACCGAUUAAAAGUAGUAAAAAGGAAAAGCUAUAAAGGGUUUGGAUCAUCUUGGUGGAACGGUUAAUGAUUGUACCAGAAAAUCCCUGUGACCCAGGCAGUCUGAAUUUAAAAAUAGUUCCCAUGGUGUCCCAGCCCAAAAAGUCUACCAGCUCCUCUUGGGGUUCUAAAACAUCACAUGCUGGGCAAUUUCUUAUUUUUGCUUUUUUAGCUAUAUUUGGGAAGCAUCCUGUAUGAAUGAAUAUUUAGACUGUUGUGGCCUUGAGCCUGAUGGCAUACUUAUUUCUCUUCGACAAUGGGAGCUGAAGGACAGUUUGCAGAAAUUUCUGUCUAUGCGUGCAUUGGUCUCUUUAGAAGUCCACUCAACUUGGCACGCCUGUAAGGUAUCGAAAUGUGUUUUUUGAGAGUGCUGUCAAAGGCAGACGAAAACACUUGCAAAUGUCUCAAACCAAUUCAGUCUACUCA
Molecule: messenger RNA, 1541 nt
Organism: Magnolia sinica
Lineage: Eukaryota; Viridiplantae; Streptophyta; Magnoliopsida; Magnoliales; Magnoliaceae
Product: eukaryotic translation initiation factor 6-2
Exons: 8
Coding region: 146-883 (245 amino acids)
Biological process (GO): maturation of 5.8S rRNA; maturation of LSU-rRNA; ribosomal subunit export from nucleus
Cellular component (GO): cytosol; preribosome, large subunit precursor; nucleolus
Molecular function (GO): ribosomal large subunit binding
Source: RefSeq, a predicted model, not a curated record